CGCCCGCAGUCACCGACGACGGCCGGCACCACUGCAGCGUGUGUGUGUUAUAUUGCACUUACGUAGGUUAGAUUAUUAUUAUUAUUAUUAUUAUUGUUGUUAUUGUUAUUAUUACUACUGUCUCUGCCUGCGACGACGACAACAACGACGAAGGAAACGACGUUUGACGCCGUCGCCCAAUAUCACCGCUGAGCGACACCCGACCGUUAUAAUAGCACCGUCGUUUCCGGACCGGAAGAAACGCUUUGUCAAUAUAUAGCACGUCCACCGUAGAGGUAAGCCCGCUCGAAUAUAUUAUUAUAGUGUUAUUACGAGUAUUAUAUUCAUAUAUAAUAUUACGGCGGUUGCGUAUUGAAUUAUUCGUGCUGCUCGCGGAAAAACCGUUUCCGGGGCACCCCUGCCCCGCCUCCCCCACCCGGUGAGUGUCACUCUGUUAAGACUGCUUGCACCCCCACCCCAAGCGUGAUGCACUCUUCGUCGGCGGUGCAACAGGCGCACCACCACCGUCAACAACAGCAAAAGCAGCAGCAGCAGCAGCAACAACAACAGCAAUCUCCGUCGUCUAACAACAACAACAACAACAACAACAAUAAAGACGACGUGGCCAUGGGACAACUUUUGCAGAGAUCGCUACAAAACGUCGCCCUGUCACUGCAGACCACGUUCGUGUCGUCGCUGCAGCAGGCCGCGCUACUGCCACCCGACUCGCCGGUAGCGGCGGCACUCAACCUGCAGGCCCUCGAAUCGUACAUCACGCUGCAGCGACUGACCGCCGUUCCCCGUCAACCCGCGGUGACCGCAGUUACCGUGGACCGGGCGCACGCUACUGGCAGUGUGGUGGUCGUGCAUGAAGUGUUGGAUGACGAAGACGACGACGACGACGGCGUCAAGUGUGAAAAUCCGUCCUCGUUGGACGCUGAAGACGAUUACCUCGACGAUGACGACGACGACCACGACGAGAGACAGACGCCUUUGGACGCCAGCGGAGUUGCAGCUAAAGCCGCUGCUACGGCCGCCAUCGUCGUGGCCGCGAGCAGGGGAGGACGUCUACCGGCGUUCUCCAAAGAGCUGUCCAGUCUGUCUCCCAGAGCUAACAGGCUGUCCGCCUCGUUGACCGCUGCUGCCGUCUGCACCACGACGAUCGUCGACGAGGAUACUCCGGUCUCGGUCACUGCAGACACCGUCGACGAACCUAUCGACGCCUCGCGACACCUGCACCAACAUCAGGACAACAACAACGGGCCCAUCCCGAGGCCCAAGAAACAGUUCAUUUGUCGGUUCUGCAACAGACACUUCACCAAGUCAUACAACCUGCUCAUACAUGAGCGCACCCACACGGACGAGCGGCCUUACUCGUGCGAUAUUUGUAAAAAAGCUUUCAGGAGACAAGACCAUCUCAGGGAUCACAGGUACAUUCACUCCAAGGAGAAACCAUUCAAGUGCCUGGAGUGUGGCAAAGGGUUUUGUCAGUCGCGUACGUUAGCCGUACACAAGAUCCUUCACCUGGAAGAGUCGCCGCACAAGUGUCCGGUGUGUAGCCGGAGCUUCAACCAGCGGUCUAACCUGAAGACGCAUCUGUUGACGCACACCGAUAUCAAACCAUACAACUGUCCGACGUGCAGUAAAGUGUUUCGCCGGAACUGCGACUUGCGCCGGCACAGCCUCACGCACAACUUGUCGCCUGUAUCCGCGGCGUCAAUUCAGCUGGCGUAUGCAACAACCGAACUGCAAUCAGCCACGGUCAUCGCCGACGCGCACGGACGCAACAAUGAUACCGUAGCAGCUGUGGAUGACUGUGGCCGCUGAUCUCAUUUCGAAAGAAAGAAAAAAUAAAUUUAAAAAAAACGCUAAUCCAUCCCACCCUCCCCCGGCCCACCGCAGUGAAUACCACGAUAUUGAGUUUUUCUAUUUUUAAAUUAUACGUGGGCAACCAAGUACGCGAAAAUAUUAUGAUAUUACAAUAACGCACGAAUGAUGAGUACCCAUAUAAUAUUAUUCAUUUUUAUUUGUCAAAAGGUAUAUAUAUAUAUGUGCCUAAAGGAUUACCUAACCAUGUCUUCCUGUUUCCGUUACUCUGCGCGGACUGAUAUGUAUAUAUUAUACUAUCCCCUCGUUCUUGCUGUUUAUAUUUAAUUAUUAUAUUAUGAUUAUUAUUAUUUUUACGUGAUUUGUAAUUACUUUACUCGCUAAAUGACACGCAUGUCAUAAAUUAUAUGUUGUUUAAAUACAUUAUUACGGUAUAGUAACCGCCCGUCUUUGUUGUUGUACUGUAAUAUGUGUACAUAUAUAAUAUAUUCAUGUUAUAUUUGCAAUUUGUUAGAGAAAAAACUCCUAUAAUACUAAUUUGUAAGUUGU
Messenger RNA from Rhopalosiphum maidis (corn leaf aphid), 2355 nucleotides. RefSeq names its product protein sister of odd and bowel-like. Gene Ontology annotation, cellular component: nucleus. Bases 466 to 1806 code for a protein of 446 amino acids. The record is from RefSeq and is a predicted model, not a curated record. Gene Ontology annotation, molecular function: DNA-binding transcription factor activity, RNA polymerase II-specific; RNA polymerase II transcription regulatory region sequence-specific DNA binding. The transcript is spliced from 2 exons. Lineage: Eukaryota; Metazoa; Arthropoda; Insecta; Hemiptera; Aphididae. Gene Ontology annotation, biological process: regulation of transcription by RNA polymerase II; embryo development; embryonic hindgut morphogenesis.